This is a messenger RNA of Cylicocyclus nassatus, 1604 nucleotides long. NCBI's taxonomy places the organism in Eukaryota, Metazoa, Nematoda, Chromadorea, Rhabditida, Strongylidae. The record is from the annotation of a GenBank genome assembly.
AGUGGUGGUUCGUGGAAAGCUGUUGUUUUCGGGUAAUUUGAAGGUUUUCUUGUUCAGAGACGAUGUAUCCGCUUCUGCCCGCCCCACCAUCCAUGUAUAGUUCACUCUCAGAGUCGACGGUAUUGUCCAGCGCAGAUGUGAAACCAGAGACGGUUUAUACAUUUUUUGAAGCUUCUGAUGAUUUCCUGCAGUUUCUUGCAACUCGCUCCGGAAUGCAUGAGAUUCUGCUAUUCGAGGACACUCUCAAUAUCGACAUAAUGCUAGAGAAGAAAGGAUUUGGCAUCACUCAUUCGCCAGAUGUAAAUGUGAAGCCAAUCGAAAUGGGUCUGAGGAAGCUUUUCUAUGACGUAGAGUUUACUAAAUGUCUUCGCUUAUCUACACUGCGAGCGCGAUGUCCUGUUUCACAAGAGAUGACGUUGACGCCAGCGCAGUAUGCCCUUCUUCACGAAGUAAAGCUGGCUGUCACUCGUAAUGCUGGAUUGGCAGAUAUUCUGAUGGACUACCAUGGUCGCGCAUGCAUGUUCGGUUCGCCUGAAAGCAUUGUUGCUGCUAGAUUGGAGGUGAAGCGCUUGUUCAGUGAGAACGGAAUGGGGCCAUUCGAGUUUUGCGAGGCAAAUCCGAGUUUCGACACAAAUAACAACAGAGUGCCCAGCGUUGAUGACGAAUGCCCCUCAUUGGCACAGGAUAAUGAAGAUUGGGCAACGGACGUAUCUAGGACUCCGAUUCCGUCGGUGGAGACCAUUGAAAGAAGUACCUUGGAAAACACUAACACACGGUCAUCUUCGGCAAGUCAAAUUCAGUCUACUGAUCAGUCAGGUUCAUCCAACUCAUUCGCUCAUGGGUCACAACGCACUUCAUCUGAUCAAGUCUCAGCGGGACCUUCACCUGUGGAAGUUCAGAAACAGAGGAAAAGCAUCAGGUUCCUCUUAAACAUAGUAGAUGCACCACGACUAAUUGGUCCUCGUGGUGCAAAUAAACGACGCAUAGAACAGCUGACUGGAUGCAGUAUCUUGCUCCAUACGGAGAAAAAGGAGUUUGGAGAGUUUCCUGUGGAGAUUUUUGCGCCGUCGACUAGACGAUGCGAAACAGCCCGCCAGUACAUUUUGUCUUUUUUGUCUGGUGGUCAAGGAACUGUCGACGAAGUGGCGGCGAAGUUAUCAGGAUCAAAGGGCAAAGAGGUACGCGUUCGCCCAAAAAUACACCUUGAUAUCAGUCCGAAAAAGCUGCAGAAGAAGCACACCGAUUGACUCUAAUUAUUUUGCAUUUGUCUACUCGGUGCAUCCGUUUUUCAAUCGCACCACCUGUUGAAAUCAUCUUCUGUGAUCUUGAGACAUGAUUUUAUAGAUUUCUAUGGUUUUACUGCGAUUUAGUUUUAUAGUCUUGUAUCUUUUGUUCACUGUGAUGUUACAUUCUUUGUGUUAUGCACCUUCUCAUCUUCAAUUCAUAUGUGAAUCGAAGAUUCCUGAGCUGUGUCAUUCUGUGAGACUUCCCAGACUGUGAAUGACGUCAUCAGUGUACAUGUCUCUGAUAGAUUUUUCUGUGAUAAACAGCUCAUGCGCAGAAAAAAAUUCUUAUCUAUGGAUUGGACCACCUUUAUACCUCAC